AUGUCAGCCACUCCAUCUCCUUCAACAUUCUUCUUGGAGAUCCCCCCCGACUCCGUGUCAUCCUAUCACUAUUCCUAUCACGCAGGUGAUGCGAUUCAAGGCUCCAUCUCUGUCAGAUCGGAGAACGACCUCCACUUCCAGUCUUUAGAUAUCUUCCUCAUAGGCGAAGAAUCCACCUCGCGACACGAUCGAAAUCCCCGCCAAUUCCACCACGAGCAGUGUCUAGUGCCAGCCACCGCACUACCACCGUCAAACAUAAUCAAAAAGAACCAAAAGUACUUCUUCCGCUUCGCUUUCCAAGUCCCCGACACUCUCUCCCCAACAUCCUGCACCCACCCCGUGGAAGAUGACCUCACCCGCCAAUUCCACCUGCAAGCCCCUCCAAGCUUCGGUGACCCGGACGUCGCCGGUUUCGGCGGCAAACUACGAAACGACUACGCGCCCUCAAAUUGCAGAAUUGUAUAUACAAUUCAAGCCAGACUCACCCGUCAAAGUCUAGCUACCGAAAGGACAUCAGCAUCAACAUCCGCAGAUAGCGAAAUAGCAGAACCCACCCACCCUCAACAAACAAUCGACAUCUACCAACGAAUCCCCAACUCAAACCCACUCUCCAAACCAAAAUCAAAGACAAAGACCAAAAUCGGCCAACUAACAACAACAAUCAUCGCGCCACCCUACUUCGACAUCCCCGUCCGCGAAACAGACGCCUCCGUCCGCCAGGCAAUAAGACUAAACCUCCACUUCGAGAGAGAGCGAGGGCCUAAUCCAAACCAAGAUGAUGAUCAAAACACUAGUACGAGUACCACUGGCACUGCCACAGACUCGAACUUGACGACGACAUCCCUCCCACAAAUCCAAUCCCUCCGCGGAAGCGUAGUAGCAAAUACAUUCUUCACAAAAAAGCCGAAUACCAGCCUACCGCGGAAAAAACGAGACAGACUCGGUACGAAAUUGAAUUAUGCCGAGAAAGUCCUUACGGAAUUCACGCACUCGAUUACUUCGUUGCAGUGGGCUGGUGAGAAUCAUACCAACAAUGGCCCAAGCCCAAACUCAAGCCAAUCCACUCAAAUCGAAUCCGAAUUCGCGUCCGCAUCGCCAGUCCAGACACACACACAGUCCUUCGUAUCAACACUCCUAGUCCCCGUCAAACUAGCCCACCAAUUCAUAAUACCCACCUUCCACUCCUGCCGAAUCUCACGCACAUACACGCUCGUCCUGCGGUUAAAGGUGCAGGGUGCGGCGACUGUUGAGAUUGCGGCUCCGAUGAUUAUGGUUCCUUCGAUGGAAUUUGGGCCUGGGUUUAUGCUGGGAAUGGGUGCGUUAAGUCCACCGCCUUAUUCGUUUGCGCGGAGUCCGACGGGGAGUAUUACUAGUACUUUGUUUGAUGGGGUGGGCGUUAUUGAGGGGGUUGAGCGGGAGGGGGGAGGGAGGGAUUGA
This is a messenger RNA of Penicillium waksmanii, 1437 nucleotides long. RefSeq lists its product as uncharacterized. The transcript is spliced from 3 exons. Bases 1 to 1437 code for a protein of 478 amino acids. NCBI's taxonomy places the organism in Eukaryota, Fungi, Ascomycota, Eurotiomycetes, Eurotiales, Aspergillaceae. The record is from RefSeq and is a predicted model, not a curated record.